Molecule: messenger RNA, 1842 nt
Organism: Naegleria gruberi
Lineage: Eukaryota; Heterolobosea; Eutetramitea; Acrasida; Naegleriidae
Exons: 1
Coding region: 1-1842 (613 amino acids)
Source: RefSeq, a predicted model, not a curated record
AUGAAACUGUUCGGUCUUGUUGUUAUUUUACUAAUUGUGUUCAGUCAACUGACCAAUGGUUUAGAUUAUGUAUCAAUUUCUGACUAUGGCGCCAUCGCGGAUGGUAUCACAGAUAACACUGCAUUCAUUAGCAAGGCAAUUUCUGAUGCAAAGGCCAAGAAUUUAACACGAGUUUAUGUGCCUCCAUCUUCCAAACCAUAUCUUCACAAUAAUUUAAUUAUUCUUGAUGGUAUUUUGUUAUAUGGUGAUGGAUACUUGUCAUGGUUGCAUGGAUCUAACACUGAAGCAUCACCAAUCAAAUUGAUUGGAAACAAUUCAGGUGUUAAAAAUCUUCGGUUGACCAGUAUAGAUCAGAACAGAAGAAGUGUUCCAUGGGCCACAACUGUUUGGUGCUAUUUUGCAACUAAUUUUCUUGUAGAUAACAUUUGGGCUGAACCAAUGGAUGGAAAAGGUUACACUUACAAUACAACACUUGUUCAUGGAGUUGGUGGAAUUUUCAUUUAUGGUUGUGAAAAUGGAACCGUUUCGAAUAACAAUUUGAAUUAUACAUAUGCUGACAGUAUUCACAAUACUCACACUACCAAAUCAGUCCAAAUUUUCAAUAAUAUGAUUGAGAAUAGUGGAGAUGACGGUAUUGCUUCUGUUUCUUAUAAUGGAAAUGAAAUUAACCGAAACUUGGUUAUUUUCAAAAACUAUGUCAAGGGCAAUAGAUGGGGAAGAGGUAUUACAAACAUUGGAGGUGAUCAAAUCAUUAUUGAGGAUAAUACAGUUGAAGCUGGAACUGCUGCAGCAAUUUGGUUGGCAGCUGAAUAUUAUUACAAUACUCUAUCUCCUUCCAAUACGAUUGUUAGAAGAAACAAAGUAAUAAGAGCAGGAUCAGCUGAUGGGAAAUGUUAUGGGCCUAAUACGAUUCCAUCUAUGGGUAUUAAUAAUUCUAAUUUUCCAUUUAAGGCAAAUAAUAUUCAAUUUGUGGACAAUGUAGUUAUGGACUCAUGUUUGGAUGGAAUUGUAAUUGGUGGAACUGAUGUCAAGAACGUUGCCAUUGCUGGAAACACAUUCAUUAACCAAAGAGCUGGUGCAUUCUUCACAACAAGUAAUUCCUCUCAAAUUUUCUUCCUCAACAAUCGUGUAGAAAAUUCGAGUAUCAACUCUAUUGUUACCAUCAAUUAUCAAGAUACCUUAAUCAUUGAUGGAAAUACUCUCGUCAAUGCCAUUACAAAUAUGCAAGGCAGAACACAAGUUGUCUAUAUCAUUAAGGCAGGUCGAGUUCAAUUUACAAAUAAUAGAUAUUCACAAUAUGUUCCAACUGGAUCCAAUACAAUAAUUCAAUUAGGAUCUGCUGAUUCAGUUGUUAAUGAUGAUAGCGACUCGAAGCUUUCAACUAAGGUACCAAGUAAUGUUGCUUCCUUUGCCAUUCCAACAAUUCAGGAUUUGGAAUUUAAUUUUACAACUAAUGGAAAUGUUGUAACAGUGACAGAAUCUCAAAUUCUCUCCAAACUUUCAUUGGAUUCUUCAUUGUUUUCUCUAUUAGUUGGAUUUUCUGGUGUUGGUGGAAAGGUUGAUACCAGUUUCGAUAGAAAAACCAUGACAUUUAGUUUUUCAAAUGAUUUGAAAAGUGGCACUUUCAAAUAUUCAGUUCAAUCUGUAUUGGAAUCUUCUGCUCAAACAGCUAAUAUUAGAGUGAAUAGAAUUGCAAUUCCAAUAGUUGCAGAAUCGUCAAAGCCAAAACCAAAACCUUCUUCAAGUUACAUUAAUAAGGCAGUCUCUGAUGGAAGUACUAUUUGUUUUGCUCACCAAUUGAUUGUAAUUGUACUCAGUUUUAUGCUUGUAUUACUCUUUUAA